GCCUAUGUGCUAUGGAGGAGGUUGUCGAUCGAUGGAACUUCAGCGCAGAAGGUGGAAAUGCUUUUCCAGUCGAAUCGGUCAGUGUUAAACACGACGUAGUGAAACACCCUUCGGUUGUUUUUAUUUUCGAUCCCUUACCAGCUUUUGUGUGAGUGAAUUGGUAAUAAGGUAACAAUGAAAUAGCGCCAUUAUAGCUUCUUAGCUUUAUUUUUAUAAUCGAACACGAGUAAGAUUCGUAUAAAGGAAUUGGAAUUUAUUGGUUCUAUACGAAAUUACUUAUUUCAAUUUAGUUUAUCGAAUACGCAAAUUUUAUUUGCGUGCGAUGAUGGUUUUGGAAGUACUUGGUCUAAUAAAGAAAAUUUUGGGAAAGAAAUUGAUUUAAUUUUCAACUUUUAGCUCCGUACACGUUUCCCAAUAAGUUCUAAACCGUCAAGGUCCUCGAAAUAGCCAUUAACUGUCACCAUUUUUGGAAAAUCGUUUAGGGAACAAAAGAUAAUUCGAGGGUGCUAAAUCUGGCGAAUAGUGUGCUUGAGGUAGCAAUGAAAAUUCCCGAAAAACUUCGCCUGCAGAUGGAGCGGUUUUCGGCUUCUUUGGAGCCGGACCAUUGCUUUGAUUGCUCCAUAGUAUGUCUGCUAGUUCAUGCACUAAAUCGACGAUCAUCCAGUACCCCAUUUGUUUCUGGAUCAGACCUGGCACUUCUUGUACCAUCCUCGUACUAAAACUAAAGUUUUGUCAUUCAAAAUGAACUGCGAUGGCUUUUAAACGUCCAGAAUUCGAAAAUUCCAAGUCUUUCCAGUUAAUUAAUAUAAAAUUUUACAAGGUCAUCAUUUUCAGUAUAAUAUUUGAAUAUUUUAGAUUCUUGGAGUUGAAAUAUGUGUCACAACGAAAGCACUGAUAUAUCGUGCGACGUUUUAUCUAAUACUCAAUCUUUAGAGUUAUUUAAACUUUCACUUGCUUGGUAACUUUGAAAUUAACGAGCAGUAAGUUUAGAGUGAAGAAAGUACAACUAAUCGCUAUACAUGAUCAAGUUUACGUUCGUCAGAUGAGGUCCCUUUUUGUUAAAUCGGUCCUGAUACUUCGGUAUUAAAUCUCAUCGACCACAAAACAACGUCCACCCAUUUUUCGACCAAGUUUCGAUGUCAUUGAAGUUUCCAGGCCGAUUCGUGGUACGAGAAAGAAAUUUUUUCGAUUGUUUCAAAUCCAAAAAUCUUUAAUUCAUGACUUUGAUUUCUUCGAUGCAGUCCCGGGGCUCUGUUAUCUCACAAACUAUCCAAACGCCCUUUGAUUUUCAAAAAUAAGACAUCUCGAUGAGGAUGGCGUAAGAAAAAAAGUUAAACGGUUAAUUUGGACCCAGAACCGAAAGCCUGUAAUUCCCCGUUUACUUUCCUAGAUGUGCAGUGUUGUCAAAUUGUAUAAAAUCAUAGAUUCGGUAAAAACUAGCUCGACUGUUACAAGUCUAGUAGACAAUUAAUAAAAUUGAAGAAACAUAGAUCAAGUUUACGUUCGUCAGAUGAGGUCCCUUUUUGUUAAAUCGGUCCUGAUACUUCGGUAUUAAAUCUCAUCGACCACAAAACAACGUCCACCCAUUUUUCGACCACGUUUCGAUGUCAUUGAAGUUUCCAGGCCGAUUCGUGGUACGAGAAAGAAAUUUUUUCGAUUGUUUCAAAUCCAAAAAUCUUUAUUUCAUGUCUCUGAUUUCUUCUAGUUUUCCCGUUUCUUUAUUACCGUGACUUGAUGGCUUUCUGGUUAAUCUUUGUUGUUUAGUUCCAUCGAUUUUGAAGAUUCGAUGCAGUCCCCUAUCUCACAAAGUAUCCAAACGCCGUUAGAUUUUCAAAAAUAAGUUAAACGGUUAAUUUGGACCCAGAACCGAAAGCCUGUAACCCCCCGAAACUAUUUUUUCUAUUAAAAUCGAAGAAACGUAGAAUUUGUUGAAGUGGAGCGUUUGCCAAGUGCUGCAAUAGAUGAAAUUACUUCUUUAGCUUAAAUCUGAACGUGGUAACGAUAAAAACUGUUGUAUAUCUAUGAAAGGGGACUUAUUAACUUACUUUACUUUAAAUAUACGACAUGCAUAAAAGCCUCACGCUUCUGGUAGAUCAUAUCACGUGAUAUAAAGCACAGUUUUAUACAUUUAGUUAAUUGGUACAAAGAAAAAGUUGUAGUAGACGGUAGAGCACUAGUUUUGUUAUAAAAAAUAUGUAAAAAAAAAUAAUUUUUGUUAUUGUUAGAUAAUGUCAGAACAGCCUCUACCCAACGGCCCUACAACUGACAUAAAUUCGUCAAAAAAUGAAGUUAGAGAAAUGCCAAAAUCGCAACAAAAAGGCCAAGGAUCCCCGCCGAUCCAACCGCCAGGUCCCCCGAUAAACACACAACGCCCCCUAUACAGAAUCGAUAGCAAAAGCAACUUUCCUUACCGACCGCCGUUUCCCAAUCAACCCCAACAACAAUUCCUUCCGCCAAGAACACCGAUACAACGACCUCCGGGAUCUCAGCAGAUUCCUCAAGGUCAAACUUUUGCGACGAAUCAACCGAGACCCAACUUCAGACCAAACUUCUCUCCGUUUCCCCGACGACCUCCCGGUAUAUUUCAACAACGUUCCGUACCGGGAUUUGGUAACGUUAGACCGUUCGUACCGGAAGGAGGUAUAGUUAGAUCUCAAACUCUGGAUCCGACAGAGAUUGAUCGAUCUAAAAAUGACGAUAACAAAAUUAAUAAUCCGCCGAGGGAUUUUAUCAAGCCGCCCUCCAUAGCCGCCAUGAACAACAGGAGUUACAGUUUGAGUUCGAACCCGCCGGAAACGACGGCGGAAUCUAAAGAAGAAACUAGGAGGAAAUCGGUCAGCAGCGUGGAAAGUUACGGAGAAGGUAGACCGUCUUCUAGACAAAGCUCCGAUUCCAAUGAAAAUUUAGAGGAAGUUCCUUCCAGGCCGGAAUCUAGAUCCACCUCGAGGAUGAAUAAGAUCGUGGAAGAUGAAGAUAAAUCGCAGAGCUCCUUGACGGAGGUAUCGCAAAAAAGCGUCGAUAUCAGCCCUAACGGUAGCUCUAAAUCUCCGAUAAAUAAAACAGAAGAAAGUACGACACCAAGUCGAGCAUUUAUACAGGAAAAUAUCAACGAAGCACCACCUUCCGUAAAGCAAGAAAAACGUUUGGACUUGGAGGAAGCUAAAUCGACAACUAAAGAAGGUGAUAACGAUAGUGGAGUGGAUGAGUCUACACAAGGAAACGACCAAGCUGCUAACGGCGACGGCAGAUCGGCCAGAAAAAGUUCGAAAUCGAGGACGUCGACGUCUACGCCAGUAGCUAGAUCUUUGUCAAGAGGAUCCAAGUCACCCAGCUUGAAAAGUCCAGAUUCAAAUGCUACUACACCAGGUUCAACUAGCGAAAAGAAAAAACUUCCUAUGAACAAAAUUCAAGUGGGUAAUGCGCCGUCCCCUAAUUUGAAAGUCGUCAAAUCCAAAAUCGGUUCGUUGGAGAAUGCGAACUACAAACCUGGAGGCGGUAACGUCAAAAUAGAAAAUAAAAAAAUAGAAUUCAAAGUUGCGCCAAGAAUAGAAGCCAAAAAUGAAAAAUACACACCCAGAAGUGGGGAGAAGAAGAUAGUACAUCAAAAAUUACAAUGGAACGCGAAAUCCAAAAUAGGUUCGUUAGAAAACGCUACGCACAAACCCAAAGGAGGCGACAAAAAGAUAGAAUCGAUAAAGUUGGAUUUUAAAGAAAAAGCAAAACCGAAAGUUGGAUCCAAAGAUAACAUUAAACAUCAACCCGGAGGUGGAGAUAUAAAGAUUGAGAACCGGAAAAUAGAAAUCAAAGCCGGUAGCAAAAUUGGUUCUCUUGACAACGUCAAAUAUAAACCAGGUGGUGGUGAUAAGAAAAUAUUUGAUGAUAAGGAUUAUUUGAGGCAAAUGUCAGGUGUAUCUAGUAUGGAACAUUCUCUGUCAACAUCUCAGGUUCCAGAAUAUCUUUAUACAUUCUAUUGAUAUUAAUAUCAUCAUUUUCAUCUUCUAAGAAUUCGAUACCUUCACAGCCAGACAAAGCACCAGUUGCAGAUGAAAAUUUGAAUCAAGAACAUUAAUUUAUCGUAAAAGUUUUGUUUAUAAUUUUAUACGGAGGUCGUUGUUUGUAAUAAUAUAGAGACGUGUUAAGAUGAAUAUUGAAAAAAAAAAUAAUUUUGUCACUGAAACUAAAGUUUUAGAUGCACUUUUGGAAUAACCAUAAAAGGAAUAAUGUAAAUUUAAAAUUAACCAUAGUUUACACUAAUAUUUAUUCACUAAAUAGAACAGAAAUCGAUGUUUUGCUCCUCUUGAAACAUUUUUUUUAUAUAUAAAAUAAAUGAACUUUGCAGAUUAAAAUGAAGAAUUUUUGUCCUGUUUUUUGCUGUAAAAUUUUGUAAUUUCUAAUUAUUUUCACAAAGAAACCAUCUAUAGGGCAUCAGAUCAAAUUUUGUGGUCAAAAAUCCCAUUUGCUCUGUUUUUUUUUCAAAUUAAAAGUGUUUUCCUGCUAUAAAAUUGGUUAUUUCCCAAUUUCAGGUAAUACAUCCAAAAGGGAACCAUAAAAAAAUUUCAGGAUAAGGUUAUAAAAUUGCCUAUUUCUUGUUUAUUUAAACUAAUUUCCCUUAAUUUUUCUCCAAAAGAAAACAAUUAAAAAAUUACGAGGCACUGUUAUUAAAAUCCACUUUUUCAUUUUAAUUUUUCAUAUGUUUUGUUAUUUAAGAAUUUUGAAAGUUUAAAAAUGAUUAAAUUUAUACUAAUAGUUGACCGUACACCCUUUACUUUAAGGGCAAAGUUGAUUAAAUCUCAAAAUUCGCUUACUGAAUCUAAUCAAGUACUUAAAUCAUGAUUCUGAUAUAAUUUUAGAUAGUUUCGAGGGGUUAGAACACGUAUGAAUGGUUGCCUACCUAAUCAAAACACAAUUUUAACAAAUGAACGUUAAAAGGGAGCUAAAUUUCUAUUUAUUUAGUGACUAUGGAUAUAAAAAUAUCUUCAUCAUCUAAAUGUAUACAUAAUCACGUAAUCUGGAAUUAGUUUUUUGGUGUUGUGAUAGAUAUGUGACCAAAAAGAAAUUUAACCUUUUUUUCCCAAUUAUAAAACCUGUUGAAAUAAUUUUUAUUUCUAAGGUGGUUUUUAGCAAUAUUGAAUUUACAUAUGAAAAUUCUACACGUCUACACUGAAAAAAUUUUUUAAAAUACAAGUAUCUAAAUGAUUACAAAAAAAAUGUAUUUCACGCUUUAAAAUAAUAUGUCUCAUUUCUAUUUUUUUGAAUUGAGGACUUAAAAAUAAUUGUACGUUUUCUUAGAUCAUUUCUUAUUCCUUUUUUACAUUUCUAAUAAAAACAAUGUAAUAGAGAUUAUUAAUGAUAAAUUAAUAAUAAAGAACUAAUUAACAUAAACGUUUUUUAAUUGAUUUCUAUCUAAUUUCUUGGUUUUUUUUUAUCAAAAAUGUAUAUUGAACAUAAAUAUUUUUACUGGAAGAAUGAAGAAUUAUUCAAGCAAACUACGUAAAAAAUUGUUGGUAAGAAUUGAUCUAAGUAAACUUUUUUCGAAGUAAUUUUUAUUUUAAUAUAUUUGUAAGGCAUUUUUCACAAGUGCUAUUUCCACUAUAUAUUUUCUAUUCCUAUUUUGUAAUUUUUUUGGAAUAUUGUUAAUUUAAAUAAACUUUGCAUAUAUUACAA
Diorhabda carinulata is the source of this 5664-nucleotide messenger RNA. Its product is annotated as microtubule-associated protein 4-like. The coding region runs from base 2229 to 3974 and encodes 581 amino acids. Gene Ontology annotation, molecular function: microtubule binding. NCBI's taxonomy places the organism in Eukaryota, Metazoa, Arthropoda, Insecta, Coleoptera, Chrysomelidae. Gene Ontology annotation, biological process: microtubule cytoskeleton organization; neuron projection development. The record is from RefSeq and is a predicted model, not a curated record. The transcript is spliced from 9 exons. Gene Ontology annotation, cellular component: neuron projection.